GUGGAGGCCAGCAUGAAGGGACGCUGGUACUGUGGCCUCAGCCCUAUGUCCUUUCAGGUGGAGAAGCCAGCUGGCUGACCACCACAUGAGCCAUUGUCUGGGCAGACAUGGGGCACUGCUGGGCUUUCUGGGGGCUCGUCUUGUGGCUGACGGCUUCCUACCUGGAUCUGACACACGAAUCGGCACCCCAGCAGGAAUGGGCACACACGGGACCACAGCACUGUAACUGCCUGUCCUUCCUACUUGGGGAGCAUGGCUGCCCUUCACGGACUCCCAACUGUUCCACCUGCCACCACACAGCUGGAGAAUGGAAGUGGAUUGAGGCAUAUUAUGAGAAGACCAUGGGGUACUUGAGGAGGACAAAGGCUCUCUGGUGGCUGGGCAUCAACUCAGUGAGCGAGUUUGGAAAAGCGUGGAAGAAGUCAUCAGGAGUGAUUUCUAGGCCCCUCCUGCACCAUUUUGAUUUCUACUGUGUGCCCUGUGCCAUGCUAGGGAACUCUGGCCUCAGCAAUACCAAACAGUUCUACAUGGCUUUCAGGAUGAGUCAGGCCUUUGCCCACAGCGCUGAGACAGAGACGAGGAGCCAAACCAUGGGACCCUUCACCUGUCCUAGGAAUGCCAGUCACCAGGGUUACCGGAGGCAGCAGUGGUUACUGCGGCUUGCUGAUCUGGUGUCCCGAGUGCCAAGAGAAUGGAAGCUACUCUCUCCCAGGUCUAGCAACACCCUGGCACGAGAUGAUGAGAGGGGACCAUGGGCGAGAGGACAGGACUUUGGCAGCUGA
Acomys russatus (golden spiny mouse) is the source of this 782-nucleotide messenger RNA. RefSeq names its product chromosome 4 C20orf173 homolog (gene C4H20orf173). NCBI's taxonomy places the organism in Eukaryota, Metazoa, Chordata, Mammalia, Rodentia, Muridae. The coding region runs from base 108 to 782 and encodes 224 amino acids. Gene Ontology annotation, molecular function: beta-galactoside (CMP) alpha-2,3-sialyltransferase activity. The record is from RefSeq and is a predicted model, not a curated record. The transcript has 4 exons.